UUGAAAAUCUCGCUCGAUUUUCAUUCUCGUUUGUGCCUUUUUAUUAACUGUCAAUAAUGAAGAAAUUGAAAUUCAGUUGCGAUUAUUAGGUACAAUAAUGAUCAAGACAUGAGCUCUCGAGGUGGGAGAAAUAAUUCUUGGAGAGGAAGAGGACGUGGACGCGGUUUCAGGCGACGAGGUGGCAAUAGAUCUGGUAACAAUAGUCAAACAAACAACAGACYACAAAACAGACGGCCAAGACAAGUGCAACAACCACUGACGCCAUGUCCAUAUCGAAAAUGGGACUGGUACUUUCCUGAUGAUGAGUACACUCCAGGAUGCCUUUUUCUACCAAAGAUUGAAGCCUUUAAGACUUAUUUUGAGGAGCAUUCUUCCCAGUUCUCUAAGGAUGACAUUGAGAGAAUAGGAUCAGUGACAUUGGAAUACGAAGAUAUUGUCUCAGAUACUGGAAUAAACACUAGACUUCCUACAUUUGCAACUGAACUUAGAGAAAACCCUGACAAGAUUCUGCAAUGUAUUGGACUUGCCAUUUACCAGGUCUUAACAGAUAUCGACACAGAAGUACCUGCUGCUGCUGUGUUUGACUUCCCAUACAUCCAAGCAAGGAUUAUAAACUACAAUUGUGUGACACCUUUGAAGAAUCUUAAAUCAAACUAUUUUGGUAAGUUUGUUGCUAUUCGUGGUACUGUAGUCCGUGUCAGUAAUGUUAAACCAUUGGUUGUGAAUAUGGCGUUUUCCUGUAAUGCAUGUGAAUAUUUACAGAGCAUAAGAUUACCUGAUGGAAAAUAUCAAAUACCAACAAAGUGUCCCUCUACAGAAUGCAGCUGUAGGUUGUUUACACCUGAGCGUAGUUCAUCCCUUACAACAACCACAGACUGGCAGACUAUUAGAAUCCAGGAAAUCAUGGAUGAUAACCUAAGAGAGGCAGGGAGAAUUCCUAGAACUGUGGAAUGCGAACUUACUGCUGAUUUAGUUGAUAGCUGUGUACCAGGAGAUGUUGUGACAGUGACAGGCAUAGUGAAGGUUACAAACUCUGAAGAACAUCGUAAUAAGUACAACAAAGACAAGUGUAUGUUCYUGUUAUAUGUACAUGCUAAUGCAGUCAAUAACAACAAAGGCAGUUCUAACAAUAGUGAGCCUGAUAAUGCUGUUUCUAUGGARUUUACUCUCAAGGAACUCUAUGCAAUCCAAGAAAUACAAUCGGAAAAGAAUUUAUUCAAACUCAUUGUUGGCUCCCUCUGUCCUUCCAUAUAUGGUCAUGAGUUGGUUAAGGCAGGCUUAGUGCUUGGUUUAAUAGGAGGGACUCAGAGAUACAUCAAUGACAAGAACAGAAUACCUGUCAGGGGAAACCCCCAUGUUCUUGUUGUUGGUGAUCCAGGCUUAGGGAAAAGCCAGAUGCUGCAAGCUGUAUCUAAUGUAGCACCGCGUGGUGUGUAUGUAUGUGGKAAUACUACAUCGACUACUGGCUUGACGGUUACUCUAAGCAAAGAUGGGUCAUCAGGUGACUAUGCUCUUGAGGCUGGUGCUUURGUACUCGGGGAUCAAGGUUGCUGUUGUAUUGAUGAAUUUGAUAAGAUGGGUAACCAGCACCAAGCUUUACUAGAAGCCAUGGAACAACAAAGUAUAAGUAUAGCUAAGGCUGGUAUCGUGUGUAGUUUACCUGCUCGGACGUCAAUCAUCGCUGCAGCCAAUCCUGUUGGAGGACACUACAACAAGGCUAAAACGGUCUCUGAGAAUCUCAAAAUGGGCAGUGCGCUUUUGUCAAGGUUUGACCUUGCUUUCAUCCUGCUUGACAAGCCAGAUGAGGAAAUGGACUGCAUGUUAACAGAACACGUGAUGGCAUUGCAUGCUGGGAAGAAAAGUGCUUUUGGUACAGCUACAGCCAGACGACCUGCUGAAGGUUCAAGCGGUGAAGAUGAAGACGAGGCAAGAAGACAAUGGGAGGCUGACAAACCACUGUCUGAGCAGCUUAAGGUCAGUGCAAAUGAGCCAUUUGAUCCAAUUCCAGCGCAACUCCUACGUAAGUACAUUGGAUAUGCCAGAAAGUACGUUCACCCUAAGCUAACACAGUCAGCGGCCAAAGUACUACAGGAGUUCUAUCUUUCACUGAGGCGCCAGUAUCAAGCAGGUGACUCGACACCCAUCACAACCAGACAGCUCGAGUCUCUGAUUAGAUUGACUGAGGCUCGUGCUCGUCUAGAAUUACGAGAGAAAGCCACCCAUCAAGACGCAGAGGACGUGAUUGAAAUCAUGAAGCACAGUCUCGUCGACACGUUCAGCGACAACCUAGGCUUUCUUGACUUCCAGCGAUCCCAACAUGGCUCAGGGAUGAGCUCUAAAGCAAUGGGAAAGAGAUUUAUUGCCGAGCUAGGAAGAAUAGCUGACAGGGAAUACAAUUCACUGUUUACAAUCGACCAAAUGAGAAGGAUAGCAGUGGACCUUGGAUUAAAGAUUCGUAGUUUCGACGACUUCAUCUACUCUCUCAACAACCAGGGGUUCCUACUGAAAAAGGGAGCUCGCGUCUAUCAGUUACAAAUUGCUAGUUGUCUAUAGACUCUCACCCAUUUUAUACACAGACGAUUCUAAUCUGAAACGCGUGACUAUAGACUCUCACCUGUUUUAUCCACAGACGAUUCUAAUCUGAAACGCGUGACUAUAGACUCUYACCCAUUUGAUACACAAACGGACGAUUCUAGUCUGAAACGCGUGUCUACAGAGUCGCACCAAUUUU
Exaiptasia diaphana is the source of this 2731-nucleotide messenger RNA. RefSeq names its product DNA helicase MCM8. The record is from RefSeq and is a predicted model, not a curated record. Bases 109 to 2553 code for a protein of 814 amino acids. Lineage: Eukaryota; Metazoa; Cnidaria; Anthozoa; Actiniaria; Aiptasiidae. The transcript is spliced from 33 exons. Gene Ontology annotation, molecular function: ATP hydrolysis activity; single-stranded DNA helicase activity; ATP binding. Gene Ontology annotation, cellular component: nucleus; MCM complex.